GUGCGCAGGCGCAGUCGCGGAGGUAGGAGGGCGAGGGAGCGCGGCGGUGCCAGUCGUCGCCUGUCGGUCGGUGAGGGAGCCCGUUCCGCCGCUUCGCUCGGAGCUGGGGCGCUCCUCUCUCUCUCUCUCUUUUUUCUCCCUCCCCGCCCCUCAGAGAGAGCGAGAGAGGCCGCCGAGCCACCGCUUGCCGGGGAGCAGCUUCCAGACCAUGGUGGAUUACCACACCGCCGGACAACCCACUUACCAGUACGGCGGCAACGGCCCGGGCAUCGGCGACUACAUGGCUCAGGAGGACGACUGGGACCGCGACCUCUUGCUCGACCCGGCCUGGGAGAAGCAGCAGCGGAAGACCUUCACAGCAUGGUGCAAUUCCCACUUAAGAAAAGCUGGCACGCAGAUUGAGAAUAUCGAUGAAGAUUUCCGUGAUGGCCUCAAGCUCAUGUUACUCCUGGAGGUCAUUUCAGGAGAGCGGUUACCAAAGCCAGAAAGAGGAAAGAUGAGGGUGCAUAAGAUCAACAAUGUCAACAAAGCCCUGGAUUUCAUUGCCAGCAAAGGGGUCAAGCUGGUUUCCAUAGGAGCCGAAGAAAUCGUCGAUGGCAAUGCGAAGAUGACCCUCGGUAUGAUCUGGACAAUUAUCCUCAGAUUUGCCAUUCAAGACAUCUCCGUGGAAGAAACGUCUGCCAAGGAAGGCCUGUUGCUCUGGUGCCAGAGGAAGACGGCUCCUUACAAGAACGUUAACGUGCAGAACUUCCACAUAAGCUGGAAGGAUGGCCUUGCUUUUAAUGCCUUGAUCCACAGACACAGACCAGAACUCAUUGAAUAUGACAAACUUAGAAAGGAUGAUCCAGUGACGAAUCUGAACAACGCCUUUGAGGUGGCUGAGAAAUACCUCGACAUUCCCAAGAUGUUGGAUGCAGAAGACAUUGUCAACACAGCCCGUCCUGAUGAGAAGGCCAUCAUGACCUACGUGUCCAGCUUCUACCAUGCCUUCUCUGGCGCACAGAAGGCGGAGACGGCUGCCAACAGGAUCUGCAAAGUGCUGGCCGUGAAUCAGGAGAACGAGCACCUGAUGGAAGAUUACGAGAAGCUGGCUUCGGAUCUCCUGGAGUGGAUCCAGCGCACCAUUCCGUGGCUAGAGAACCGGGUCCCUCAGAAGACCAUGCAGGAGAUGCAGCAGAAGCUGGAAGAUUUCCGUGACUACCGGCGGGUCCACAAGCCCCCCAAGGUGCAAGAGAAAUGCCAGCUGGAGAUCAACUUCAACACCCUGCAGACGAAGCUGCGACUGAGCAAUCGGCCCGCUUUCAUGCCUUCCGAGGGGAAGAUGGUUUCGGACAUCAACAAUGGCUGGCAGCACUUGGAGCAGGCGGAGAAAGGUUACGAAGAGUGGCUGCUGAAUGAGAUCCGGAGGCUGGAAAGGCUGGACCACUUGGCAGAGAAGUUCAGGCAGAAGGCAUCCAUCCACGAGUCUUGGACAGAAGGAAAAGAGGCCAUGCUGAGGCAGAAGGACUACGAGACAGCCACUCUGUCGGAUAUCAAGGCCUUGAUCCGGAAGCACGAGGCUUUUGAGAGCGACCUGGCAGCUCACCAGGACCGCGUGGAGCAAAUCGCGGCCAUUGCUCAGGAGCUCAAUGAGCUGGACUACUACGACUCCCCCAGCGUCAACGCCCGGUGCCAGAAAAUCUGCGACCAGUGGGACUCGCUGGGAUCCUUGACCCACACGCGGAGGGAGGCCUUGGAGAAAACAGAGAAGCAGCUGGAGACCAUUGACCAGCUCCACCUGGAAUACGCCAAGAGGGCCGCGCCCUUCAACAACUGGAUGGAGAGCGCCAUGGAGGAUCUGCAGGACAUGUUCAUUGUACACACCAUUGAGGAGAUUGAGGGUCUGAUGGCGGCCCACGACCAGUUCAAGUCCACCUUGCCUGAUGCCGACAAGGAGCGGGAAGCCAUCCUGGGCAUCCAGAGCGAAGCGCAGAGGAUCGCCGACUACAAUAACAUUAAGCUCUCCGGGAACAACCCUUACACUUCGGUCACUCCCCAGAUCAUCAACUCCAAGUGGGACAGGGUCCAGCAGCUGGUGCCGAAGCGGGACCACGCCCUGCAAGACGAGCAGAGCAAGCAGCAGUCCAACGAACAUUUGCGCCGACAGUUUGCCAGCCAGGCCAACAUUGUGGGGCCCUGGAUCCAGACCAAAAUGGAGGAGAUUGGGCGUAUUUCCAUCGAGAUGAACGGUACUUUGGAGGACCAGCUGGACCACCUGAAGCAGUACGAGCGGAGCAUCGUGGAUUACAAGCCCAACAUCGACCUCCUGGAGCAGCAGCACCAACUCAUCCAGGAGGCCCUCAUCUUCGACAACAAGCACACCAACUACACCAUGGAGCACAUCCGUGUCGGGUGGGAACAGCUCCUCACCACCAUCGCCCGGACCAUCAACGAGGUGGAGAACCAGAUCCUGACCCGGGACGCCAAGGGGAUCAGCCAGGAGCAGAUGCAAGAAUUCCGGGCCUCCUUCAACCAUUUCGAUAAGGACCACGGCGGCUCUCUGGGGCCCGAAGAGUUCAAAGCCUGCCUCAUCAGUUUGGGAUACGAUGUGGAAAAUGACCGACAGAAGCGCACGGGGAGCAUGGAUACAGAUGACUACCGAGCCCUCCUUAUCUCCACGGGAUACAGCCUGGGAGAUGCAGAGUUCAACCGGAUAAUGAGCGUAGUGGACCCCAACAACAGCGGCGUCGUGACCUUCCAGGCUUUCAUUGACUUCAUGUCCAGGGAGACAACGGAUACGGACACGGCCGACCAGGUCAUCGCCUCCUUCAAGGUCCUGGCUGGUGACAAGAACUACAUCACAGCUGAGGAGCUGCGGCGAGAGCUUCCACCGGACCAGGCCGAGUACUGCAUUGCCCGCAUGGCACCUUACCAGGGGCCCGACGCCAUUCCCGGGGCCCUCGACUACAAGUCCUUCUCCACAGCCCUGUAUGGCGAGAGCGACCUGUGAGGAGGAGGAGGAGGCGGUGGUGGAGGCGGCAAGCGCUGGCGCUUCUUUGUGCGACGGGAGGAGGGAGCAACCGUCUGAUUUCCCUCAAUGCUGUACACACAUACACACACGUGGCACACACACAAGCACACACACACGGGACAUCCUUUUCUCUCUCUCUCUCUCUUUCUCUCUCUGACGAGAGCAGCAGCCUCCACGUCAGGGCAGCCCCGCGCACCACGCUGGUUUUUCCCGGCGAGCCUUCUGCCCCCUUCCAAUGAUCUAUGCAGCGGUCCUCGCCCUCGUCCCUUGCUCGACCGAGACUUUUGAGCUCGGGAGAGAGAGACGCCCCGUCUCCUUUUGUCGCUGGGCGAGGGGAGGGCAAGUCCGGGUGCCCUUCGGCAAAAGGGGGGCCAGCCCAGGAGACGCGCCAGCCGACGUGGCUCCCGGGGCCAGUUUUUGCGAAACGGAGGGCCCUUCGGAUUGUCCGCCCCCUCGCCCAGCGGGCCGAAAAUGGAGGGGGACUCCUCGGCUGUCUGAAGUCAGAUCCUUUUCUCCCCAGACUCGGUGGUAACUCUGACUCCUGGAUCCCUCCGCCUGCCAGCGUGGGCAGCGUGGCGGUUGCUUCUUCCUCUCCCGUCACACACACACACCAGUGAAAGUCCUGGGGCACAGAGCCCUGUUUGGCCCACCGAAACCCCCCCCACACACACACACUGCUUUUAUCCCAAACAUGCACCCUUUCUGAGCCACGCGGAUCCCAGCUCACGAUUCUUAGGCGGGUCAAGGGGGCUCUUUUCUGGCCCGUUAAAGAGUUUCCGGUUUUGCCCAAACGGCUCUCAGAUCGGACACCCCAUGACAGCACCAGCACAUUCUCUCCUUUUAGCAUCACCCUGGCUUCAUUCCCUUGACAAAGUGGGUGUUUCCCCCCCCCUCUUAAUUUCAGGGCUCAUUUACUGGAGGAGGAGGAGGAGGAGGAGAGAAAUCUUUUCAAGGAAACCAGCCCUUGGCAGCGCCCUACAAAUUUGAAACAAGGGAGUGGAUUGAGACCCAUGUCUCCUUGCGUUUCUCUCUCUCUCUCUCUCUCUCUCACCGCCAGCUUUUGGUUUACAGAUCCCUUCCGGAUUCGGUGAGCUAAAGGUUCUAGCAUCCUAGCCCCUGUAUUUCAGUCUGAUGAGCCUGUUCUUCCUCUCUCCACACUCAUCAUCCCCCCAAGCCCUUGGUUCCGUAUAUUAUUUCAGCAAUACUGACACAAACAGAAGGACAAGCACAGAGCAGGUUGUGAACGUGUGCUUUCCGAGUGGAACUGGAAACCCAGCGUCUCCCUUCAGCGCCGCUCAUCUCCGAAAGGGGAUGAUUGUAUUUGGUCUGGUCCCCCCGUUUUGCACACCCUUUCCGUCGGGUUGGGGUUUGGCGUGGUCGGGAGAGAAAUGCAGCAGGGGUGGUCGGUGCAUGGGGGUUUAAUAACAAAACUCGGACCAGCUGUCAGACUAACAGAAGGCUUAGAGACUGCAAAGCGAGUUAAAAAAAACGAAGCAAAACACUUUUCUCGGGGUGCCUCAGAAAUCGGCUCAGCUGCUCCCUCUUCCCUGUUGGGCGGGAGCAUCUUGCUCGUUUCAGUCUUCCUCACUUUUUUCUUCACUCUGAACAGCCCUCGAAAUCCAUUGCUUUUCACGCUUAUAUAUAUUAUAUAUAUAUAUCUAUUUUUUUGUAAUUUCUUCAUCAUGGUGCAGGGUUUUCUGAGGACCAAAUUUAAACGAAAGAGAACCAUGUAGAGAUCUUUUUUUAAGAAAAGACUGAAAUUAAAAACACAGCAAACUGUUGCAAUUUAAUAACGUCCAGAUUUAUUAUUAUUAAAUAUAUAUAUUCAUCUAGCAUCGUAUAUUGCCGAUGGGUGGAUUUUUAUUUUAUUUUAUUUUAUUUUGGUCUUUUGUCCUUUCAUCAUGUCCUUUAAGGUUAUGGCUGACUGUAGCACUGGAAAUUGUAACAUUCCCCAUAUUCUUGUUUUUUUUCUUCCCGGAGAUCAUCUGUCUUUUUCGUUUUUUUGGUUCUCUGUUUUUGUUGUUGGCGAAGGUUUAGCUUAUUUUCUUGUGUUUGCUACUGAAUGCCUGCCUUGUGGAGGGCAGAUGCUUCAGCCCUUAGGGAGUAGCCGGGUUCUGUCCGCCUCUGUCCAUCAUCAUCAUGUCUACUCUAAAAACCUCUAAGCUUUCUGGGGAAACCAACCCUCCUCCCUCUCGGGAAACAAGACAAUAAAGUGUAAUAUUUUUAAGGAUGA
Pogona vitticeps (central bearded dragon) is the source of this 5243-nucleotide messenger RNA. RefSeq names its product actinin alpha 4 (gene ACTN4). NCBI's taxonomy places the organism in Eukaryota, Metazoa, Chordata, Lepidosauria, Squamata, Agamidae. The record is from RefSeq and is a predicted model, not a curated record. Gene Ontology annotation, molecular function: protein binding; calcium ion binding.